This is a messenger RNA of Lolium rigidum, 868 nucleotides long. Its product is annotated as protein LURP-one-related 8-like. Lineage: Eukaryota; Viridiplantae; Streptophyta; Magnoliopsida; Poales; Poaceae. Bases 91 to 777 code for a protein of 228 amino acids. The transcript has a single exon. The record is from RefSeq and is a predicted model, not a curated record.
CAAACGGCAAAGACAUCAGAGAUCGAUCGCCUUGCACGAAGCUAAUCUAAUUAUUAAGCUAGAAAGAAGAGAACAUAACAAGCUAGCUAGAUGGCAAAGGUGCACCCCAACAUCGCCGUGCCAGAGUCGCCGGCAGGAGCUGUCGUCGAGGAAGAGCAGCAGCAGCCUGCGGUGCUGACGGUGUGGCGCAAGUCGUUGCUCUUCAACUGCGACGGCUUCACCGUCUUCGACGCCACCGGCGGCCUCGCCUUCCGCGUCGACCGCUACGGCUCCUCCUCCGGCAGCCGCCACCGCCGCGCCGAGGACGUCGUGCUCAUGGACGCCGCGGGGAAGCCGCUACUCACCGUGAGGCGGAAGAUCAAGCUCAGCCUCAGCCUGGGUGAACACUGGGUGGUGUACGACGGUGACGCGAGCGCCGCGGACGCGAAGCCGCUUCUCUCCGUGCGGCGCCACCACGUAGGCCUACACCGCCGCGCGUCCGACAAGACGCUGGCGCACAUCACGCCGCUGGGAUCCUCCGCCGAGGCGGCGGCGUACGUGGUGGAGGGCUCGUACGGGCGGCGGAGCUGCGCGGUGCGGGACGCGCGCGGAGGCGGCGCCGCUGCGCUGGCGGAGGUGCGGCGGAAGGAAUCGGUGGGGGACGACGUGUUCCGGCUGGUAGUGUCGGACCACCGCAUCGGCGCAGCACUGUCCAUGGGCGUGGUCAUCGCCCUGGACCAGAUGUUCGGCGGCGCCUCGUCCCGGACGUCGCUGCUGCCCAGGAGCUGGUCGGCGUAGGAGCACUAGCUGGAGUAGUGGCUACUGGCUUCCAGCUGGUGCGGCCCCCACGUGGCAACCAAAUGGAAAGCUACUGCUGGCCCUAUCUGUC